Messenger RNA from Mizuhopecten yessoensis (Yesso scallop), 2764 nucleotides. Its product is annotated as BMP and activin membrane-bound inhibitor homolog. Bases 372 to 1277 code for a protein of 301 amino acids. The record is from RefSeq and is a predicted model, not a curated record. NCBI's taxonomy places the organism in Eukaryota, Metazoa, Mollusca, Bivalvia, Pectinida, Pectinidae. The transcript has 3 exons.
UAAUGUGCUCAAGUGACAGUUGAAGAGGAGUAGUGUGUUGUGCGAGUUAGUAUGUAAUAAGCAUGGCAGGAAAAAGAAAGGAAAGUCCAAUGUAUUAUAUUAGUUACUCGUCAUGUCACACGAGCUAGGUCUUGUUCCUAUCGGAAAUAUAUACCGUCAAGUCGGGAUCUAGACAGGAUACCUUACACAGGAGUACUACAGGGAUACGUGUAAAGGCACUCGAUAGCGCUAGUGGAUUAUAAACAAACCCGUGCCUAGCUGAUGGCUACGCUGGUGUGAUGUCCUGACAUCACCUGCCAGUAUGUGAUAUUACGGAGGAUCACCAAUAUUCUUCAUUUAUCUACACAGAAGGACGACACCCGUGUGUUUAUAUGUUACACCGUACAGUUCGUACCCUCUCACUUCGCAUGGAGUCGAGUCUGGCACUCUUUCUCCUUCUCACCAUGGUCUACUGUUUAGCAGCGAUCGAAGGUGAAAUUCGAUGUUAUUGCAACGAACCCGGAUGUAUAAGCACCAGUUAUAUGUGCAAAUCGCCCCUAGGAAUGUGUUAUUCUCUGGUCAGUCUCGAGGGCGAGACAAAACGUACGACACAGGGAUGUGUGGACUCGCUAGUACGACAGCAACAGAAUCUGUGUGAUGGGGAGGUGAUGGAACAGAUGAGGGGGAACCGUCCCUCCACCGAAUGGCCUUUUUUGCACUGCUGUAAAAACGAUAUGUGUAACUACAACUACAAUGACUAUACAGAAAACGUGAACAUUGUCAUGAAUGCUGCUAAAAUCAACAACAGCAGUAGACAUCGAGCAGUUGACAAAGAUUUAAACAUGGUGGUGCCCCCUGGAGGUUACGUACCCCGCGCUAUUCCGGAUUCCGAUGACCGGAGCGGUGAAAGUGAUUUGUGGUUUAAAGCAGCCGUAAUCGCCGUCCCGAUUGCGGGAGGAUUUAUUCUAAUUUUAUUGGUGCUUCUUGCUGUGCGCAUGCUCCGAACAGAUUCAAGGAGACACAGACAAUUAAUUCAAUUUAGACGUGAGAGAACUAGUCUAACUAAAGCACAGUUAUAUGUGACAGACCAUUUUAGUGAAAAGACAGAAAAAAGCUCAUCAUCUUCAAUGUUUGGAGAGAAUCAUAACUCAUUAUGCAAAGACAUCAAUGUGAAGGUCGACAAAGACGGUAAAGUUUACGAACAAGUCUGUCCGGAACAGUCCAAGACGAAACGGACGCGACCCUCAAUAGUUAUAUGGGGAAAGCCCCUCCAGAAAGACUUCGCUACAGUGGUAUAGCACAGAUAUUGUGAUAAAUGGUUAAAUGUGUCUACAUGUGCGCGUGAUAGGGAAGUGUGAUCACGUAAUAAAAUGCAAGUAAUGAAUAUAUAUAUAUAUAUGUAUCAAAUUUAAGGGAGAAGGUUAUGCACAUUUGUGAGCGCGCGUGUGUGUGUGAUAAAGAGAGCGAGAGCGAGAGCGAGAACGUUCCUAUAUAUGUUUGUAGACAUGAACAAUUUUCUACUACGGGGAAUGGCUCAAUAUCACUAGUGUGAAAUCAUCGUGUAAAUGAGACAGACAUGUAUAACAUGUAAUAUCAACGGGUCUCUUCGGGCCUCCGUGUACGGUUCUCUUCGGGCCUCCGUGGACUGUUUUAGACAGUGGUCGAUUAGAUCAACCACUUCUCUUUCAAUGGCGACGUGCUGUUGAAGGCACGCAUGCGCGGUAUUGUGAUAUGUGGAUUUGUGUUAUAAACAUGUGAUGAUAUGUGAAAGUAUGUUACGUUGAAACAUGUGAAACAUGUGUGUAUGUUGAUAAGUAUGAGUGCUCAAUACAGAGUUUAAAUGUUAUAAAAUGUCGUCAAGUGGAAAUGCAGUCUAUGUACUACAUCACGUAAUCAACAAAUCUUGGCCGAUUCUGCUUGUGUUUAGUGGCGCCCUCUAUCGUUUUAUGAGGGAUUGAACGGUUACUCCUGCAGAAUCGUUCAAGGGUGUUGACAGCGUGACGUAAUCCGUGAACUGGUAAAGACAAUAGAGUAAAACAUCGAUAUUUUGUCAUUGUUUGGUCAACGACAUUUUGGAAAUAGGAAAAGAUUUUGCGACAUAUCGGGGAAUAUAUAUAUAAUGGAAUUGUGGGAACGAAACCAGAACAGGGCCUUUAAAUUGUGUCGAUAAGCGAAGUGGCAGAUGGAACAAGGGCAUUAUAUCGAAGUUUUACUGUAUGUAUGUUCGACCUGCACAAUCAUGGUAGAAUGGUCCAAUUCCACGUCAAAGACAGGAAUCCAUAUAGGUAGACCAAGAAACUAAUUGAGAGAAGGGAGGGGGCCCUUACGGUGUUUCCCAAAAGUUGAUGGAAAAUUGGCAAAAAAAUACAUAAUUGGUAAAUUGUGAAUAUCUCACAACGUAUGGAUAUAGUUCUAAGUUAUACAGAACUAUAAAUUGAUUCAUGUUUUUUAAAUAAUUUUGUUAAUACAAUAUUGUUUUCAAACAUUUAAUACUGAAGUCUUUCAGAAUUCCUCACAUAGAUGCUGCUUAUAACCAUUGUGUUUGAGCGACACCUAACGGGUAGAGUAAGAAGAACAAACAUAAAAGGGGGAGCACUACUAACAGAAUUGAUAUCGUGGGAUCGGAUUAUCUACCAUGGUGGUGUAGGGGGCGUUGUAAGGUGUUGUGAGUCGUUGUUAUUACGUAUGGUCAUAUUUUCAUGGACUACAGAGUAUUCUGUUAUAUUUGAAAACACUUCUAUUUAUUUCUUUCAACAUAAAAUUUGAAAAAUUAAAACAUAAAAAA